Paramuricea clavata is the source of this 1744-nucleotide messenger RNA. Lineage: Eukaryota; Metazoa; Cnidaria; Anthozoa; Malacalcyonacea; Plexauridae. The record is from the annotation of a GenBank genome assembly.
AUGAAAUCUUCCUUGUCUUCAACAUCACAGAAAGAAGCACCACACGAGGAAGACAGCACAUCUAGGUUUUGCCAGGGAUGGAUUUACUGGGGGGGGGGUGCAGGGGGGGGCGCACCAAUUUUAGUAAUUUUAUUCAUUAGAAAUAGUUUUAAGAAUACCUCUACACACUGUUAAACAAAACGUUGCGGCUUUCUUCGUGUUUGGCGAAACCGCAGCUUCGUUUAGUACAAAAAUGUCCUCGUCUAUAACUGAAACGAAACGAGACGCCAUUUUGUUUUUGUCCGGAACUGAAUAUGGUGCAAGGAUAUCCGGAGCAACCAAUCAAAUUGCGUGAAAAGCACUAUCCACCUCCCAAGUAUAUGGAAGAGAUUAUUUCGCUGGCCUCAAAGUGACAAAACGUAACAAAGCAACGGUUUUACUAACACUAACCCUACUCCAAACACCAACUCUGACCCUAACCCUAAUCCUUACCCUAACCCUAACCUAACCCUACUCCAAAUUUGUUUCUAAACCAAUCUUGAAGAAAAACGUUUUGACGAAAUGUCAUUCUGAGGUCAGCGAAAUAGUUGAAUAGUUGAUACCCGAGUUAUAUCUGUAUAUGCUAAAUUACUUUAUUCAAUUUGUUUUUGUCUUUGAUUUAGUUUUGGAAAAGAUCACAGUAUGUCCAGCAAAAUAUUACUCGUUUUGGGAGUUGUGUUGGCUAUCUCAGCUUUGGGUAAGAAAAUUUACAAAUUUUCGGUGAUUGAAUCACAAUACUUGAUAAUGUUCCGCUUGCCAGCAAUAUGCAGUUAUCUGAAAAGAUGUGGAAAGCUAUUCAAAUUACUAAAAGAAAUCAUUUUAUGAAAUAAAAAAUGGGGGUAACCGAACUUUUUUUGUGUAAAUAUCUGACAUUUCUGCGCAACUUUUCCAAGGAAAACCAUUUCCUGCGCAAAAUAAAACUUUUCAGUCUGGCUGCUGGGGGUAUGACAAGACAAUUUGCAACUAAUGAUCUACUGCAUGUCUUUUUUGUUUUGUUUUAGGAAGUGCUCUGACAUGCCAUGUUUGUAGAUACUGGACAACACAGCCAAAAGAACAACAAAAAUGUACUAAUGCCAAAACAUGUGGAUCUUCAUAUUGUUACACUGAAUAUGUUAGGUUCCGAAAUGGCACAGAAGGAUUUGGAAGAGGCUGUGGCAGAGUGAAAUUUUGCCUCGAUACUGAAAAAGCGUGUAACUUUACAAGAACAUAUUUGCCCGGUCUGACAUCGUGUGCUUUUGAAUGUUGUACUACCGAUAAUUGCAACAAUUAUACCCCUAGCAGUGCAACUGGUGUUAUGGUGACCAAGUUUACCCUUUCCUUGAUGGUGAUUGUUGGUUUUAUUUUUGCUUGACAUGAUGUACUUUACGUUCUGACUGUGUACUUUUACUUAAAUUUACUUAAUUCAAUUGAUGUAAUUUGUCUGAACGUAAUGAAAUUAUAUAGUAAGACUGUGUGUUUAAAACAAGUUGUUUAAAAUAUGUUGCGUUAUUAGUUUGGGAUAAUUUAGUAGGUGACUAUGUAAUAAAUCGAUAAAAGAUAAAAUCAAUUCGUUCCUUAAGGGGCAUGUGUAAUCAAAUGCACUAAGUAAACUAGUCUUGAACUAAAGUGGACCAGUUUUGUGUAUAUCAGUUUUACAUUUUCCAACCUGUACUGUAGUCCAGUAUAACGGUUCUCUCAUAUUGGCCUAGUAAUUAAUCAGCUCUAAGCUGUUCUCCCUAGAGAACAG